Camelus dromedarius (Arabian camel) is the source of this 3141-nucleotide messenger RNA. RefSeq lists its product as uncharacterized. Bases 22 to 687 code for a protein of 221 amino acids. Lineage: Eukaryota; Metazoa; Chordata; Mammalia; Artiodactyla; Camelidae. The transcript has 16 exons. The record is from RefSeq and is a predicted model, not a curated record.
GGCUGUCGGGAUGGCUCCAAAAUGGCCGCACGCUUGGGUUCCGCGCCUGCUGGCGGCCCCGAGCCCCGUUCACUGCCACCUCUGCUGACCGGAGCUGCCAGUCGGCCCGGCGACACCCGGGGCUGUCCCCGCGGGGCGGAAGGCCGCCAUGGCGACCCUGGAAAAGCUGGUGAAGGCCUUGGAGUCCCUCAAGUCCUUCCGGCAACAGCAGCGGCCGCCCCAGCCCCCUCAGCCGGCACCGCCGCCGCCGCGUCAGCCCCCUCAGCCGGUACCGCCGCCGCCUCAGCCCCCUCAGCCCCCUCAGCCCCCUCAGCCGGCACCGCCGCCUCCCCCUCAGCCCCCUCAGCCGGCACCGUCGCCGCCGCCUCAGCCCCCUCAGCUCCCUCAGCCGGCACCGCCGCCUCAGCCCCCUCAGCCGGUGCUGCCGCCGCCUCAGCCGGUACAGCCGCCUCAGCCGUCUCAGCUCCCUCAGCAGGUACCGCCGCCGCCGCCUCAGCCCCCUCAGCUGGUACUGCCGCCGCCUCAGCCGUCUCAGCUCCCUCAGCCGGUACCGCCGCCGCCGCUCCCGCCGCUCCCGCCGCUCGCCCCGCCGUGGCCCAGGAGCCGCUGCACAGACGGAAGAUUAAAAUGCAUGUUCAUAACAUCAAGAAAAUCACAAGCAUUUACGAUGUAAUCAGAACUAUCUGAGGAGCUGUGAAAUCUGACAGGUGUGUUAUUCUGGGAGGUCAUCAGGACUCCUGGCUAUUUGGAGGUAUUGACCCAACCAGUGGAGCUGCCGGUUUGUAAGAAGUUGUCUAGAAUUUUGGAGAACUGAUUAGUAGAGGCUGGAGACCGAGAAGAACUACCAUGUUUGCCAGCUGGGAUGAAGAAGAAUUUGGACUUCUGGGUUCCACAAAUGGGCUGAGGAGAAUGUGAAAACACUCCAGGAGAGAGGGGUUGCAUAUAUCAAUGCAAACUCAUCCACAGAAGGCAAUUAUACUCUCAGAGUUGACUGUACACCCCUUCUUUUCCAGUUGGUAUAUAAACUGACAAAAGAGUGGAGGAAUCAGACAUCAUUCAUCUGGAGAAAUGCUAUUGGUUGCUGAAGGCUCAAUCGGGAACUGGAUGAUUUGAUUUAGAGACAUUUGGCCCAUUGGUUUCACCACCAAUUCGUCCAUCUCUGAGUGAAGGUUUAUUUAAUGCCUUUGGUGAAAAUCAUGACAGCCACAUAGAUUUUAAGGAGAUAUUCUGUUGGUUAUCAGCCUGUUGCAGAGGACCUCUGGCUGAAAGACAGAAAUUUUGCUUCAAGGUAUUUGACAUUGACGGUGAUGGAGUUCUCUCUAAGGUUGAACUGAGAGACACGUGGUUGCACAUUUAGAGGUCUGGAUGGACAACAGCACCGAUCAUAUCCUGGAAUUACAUGUGGAUCUAUCCAACAUUGUAGAAGACACAUUGAAUGUGCAUGACACCACAAAGGUGGUCAAGAAUAAUAAGACAGAAACCCCAGAGUUGGAAUUAUUUCCUCAGUAUCUUCUCUUCCUGUGACAGCAGCCUGCCACUUGGACACAGCAGUCUAACAUCUGGAUGAAUAUGGGUAUGAUGUUCCUGAGAAUGUUUCCUCAACAUUUACCAAGAGAAUUGCCUCACUCUUCUGGAUGAUGCGGAUCAUAGAUUGGAAUAUCUGAAAAUCCAGGAUGAGCAGCACCUGGUAAUUGAAGUUUGAAAUAAAGAUAUGAGUUGGCCUGAGGAAAUGUCCUUUAUAGCAAACAGUAGUAAAAUAGAUAGACACAAGCAGAAGGGAACCAAGGAUCUGAGUAACCUGGGAAACACAUACUUCAUGGAUUCAAGCAUCCAGUGUAUUAGUUCAUACAGCCACUGACACAGUAUUUUCUCUCAGGGAGACGUCUUUAUGAACUCAACAGGUAAUUUUCUUGAGUCAUUGACCUCUCAACUGUUGCGAAUUUGUUAUAAACCCAAUAUUACCUAAAUCUCCUCUUUCUUCACCCUGGGAGAGAAAAGUCUUAAUCUUAUUGGCUCUAUUUAGCAUGAAGGACCAAGAGUUACUACUCUCAUUUUGAAAAGAUAUUUUGAUGUGAGAAAACAGAUGCUAGGUAUUUUUCUGCCCAUGUGAUUGUAAUUUAAAAAUCUUUGGCAACAAAUUUUCUUCUCAAACUUCUAGGACAAAUCCCAUUGGUAUGAAGGGGCAUAUGGCUAAAUGCUAUGGGGAUUUAGUACAGGAGCUUUGGAGUGGAACUCAAAAGAAUGUCACCCCAUGAAAGCUUCAGAUGAGCAUGUUAAAGUAAUAUAAAGUGGACCAUAGCAACAUAUGCUCCCCAAUUUAAUGGGUUCCAGCAACAGGACUCCCAGGAACUUCUGGCUUUUCUCUUGGAUGGUCUUCAUGAAGAUCUCAUCUGAGUGCAUGAGAAGCCAUACGUGGAGCUGAAGGGCAGUGAUGGCCAACCAGACUGGGGUGUAGCUGCAGAGUGUGUAUUGCCUUGGAUGAUGAAACAGUCACCUGUCAGGUCCCUCUGUGUGAAGAUCUGAGAUGUCUGCUGUCUGGUCCUGAUCAUCCUGAUGCUGCCAACAAUCCAAGAUCUAAGUAUUUUCUUGCCUGGGGAGCUGAGGCAUUCACUUCUGGUCAGCAUUACUGGGAGGUGGCAGACUGUGAUAACUUGACAAUUGGGGUUUGUAAUGAUUCUCGGACAAGGAAGAAUGACAUGGUGGUUGACUUGGAGGGAAUUUUUCUCCUUUUUUGUAUCAAAGAGAACAAUCAGUGCUGUCUCUUUACCUCCUCCCCACCAUUACCUCAGUAUUUACCUCAAUAUGUCAAAAGGCCUCUCGGCCACACAGGGUGCUCCUAGAUUAUGAAGGUGGUGUGGUAAGCUUUGUCAAUGUGGCCAGCAGUUCCCUCAUUUGUAGUUUUCUCAUGCUCCUUAUCUCCUCUGAAGCCUUUUCUUUGCUCUGGACACCCAUGAUCAGGGGCAAGUGAGAAAUCUGACCACAGGCAUCAGGAAUGUCAAUGACUGAGAUCACUAAGUUAGUGCCUGCCUGAUUUUCUUUAACUUCACCUUCCUUUGUGAAAUGUAUUGAUUGAUUUUAAAGGGUUGAUAUGUUAAUUGUUUAAAUUCCAUUUUCUUUAAAUAAAAAUAAUAUCUCUUGAAA